AUGCUGACAAGGAUUAUAUUCGUUAACGGCGAGCGGUUGGGUAACAUUUAUGGUGUAACUCGCAGUGGUGCUACAGCAGCAACUAUUCGAUCUGUUUCAAUGGUGAAACGGAAUAUGGCAACGGCAAUCCGUAAGGAACGUGACACUUUUGGCGAAUUACAAGUACCGGCGGACCGUUAUUAUGGAGCGCAAACUGCAAGAUCAAUGAUGAAUUUUAAAAUUGGUGGUCCAGAAGAGCGUAUGCCGUUACCGGUUAUUCACGCAUUCGGCAUCCUAAAAAAGGCCGCUGCAUUAGUUAAUAAGGAAUACGGUUUGGAUCAAAAAAUUGUGGACGCUAUUUCAAAAGCUGCAGAUGAAGUUAUUGCGGGAAAGCUGGACGAUCAUUUCCCACUGGUGAUUUGGCAAACUGGAUCUGGUACGCAAUCGAACAUGAACGUCAAUGAAGUGAUAUCGAAUCGAGCAAUUGAAAUGUUAGGUGGCGAGUUGGGAUCUAAAAAACCAGUGCAUCCGAAUGAUCAUGUGAACAUGUCGCAGUCAUCGAAUGAUACUUUUCCGACGGCAAUGCAUAUCGCUGUGGCUAGAGAACUGAAUUCUCGUCUACUGCCAUCUCUACAACAACUACUUGAUUCGCUACGCCGAAAAUCAAAAGAGUUUGAAAACAUCAUCAAAAUUGGGCGUACACAUACUCAGGAUGCAGUACCACUUACGCUUGGUCAAGAAUUUGGUGGUUAUGCGCAGCAGGUAGAAAAUGGUAUAGCACGCGUGAAGGAUACGCUAUCGCGCUUGUAUAUGCUUGCUGCUGGUGGUACUGCUGUUGGUACGGGUCUCAAUACACGAAUUGGUUUCGCUGAAAAAAUUGCCACGAAAAUUGCCGAACUGACUGGUUUACCAUUUGUUACAGCUCCAAACAAAUUUGAAGCGUUAGCAGCCCAUGAUGCAAUGGUGGAGGUGCAUGGUGCUUUAAAUACUAUUGCGGCAAGUUUGAUGAAAAUUGCGAAUGAUAUACGUUUCCUUGGCUCUGGUCCACGUUGUGGUCUUGGAGAAUUAUCGUUACCUGAAAACGAGCCUGGAAGUUCCAUUAUGCCAGGCAAGGUAAAUCCGACACAGUGCGAAGCUGUUACCAUGGUUGCUGCUCAGGUUUUCGGUAAUCAGGUUGCAGUUACCGUUGGUGGCUCAAAUGGACAUUUUGAAUUAAAUGUGUUCAAGCCGAUGAUUGUUCACAAUGUUCUCCAAUCGACCCGACUCAUUGCUGAUGCAUCUGUAUCAUUUACAGUUAACUGUGUCGACGGUAUCAAAGCAAAUAAGGAGAACAUCGCUAAGAUUUUACGUGAAUCGUUAAUGUUGGUGACGGCGCUUAAUCCUCACAUCGGUUAUGACAAUGCUGCAAAAAUUGCCAAAACAGCUCAUAAGAAUGGUACCACUCUGAAGGAAGAAGCUAUAAAAUUAGGCAUUUUGACAUCCGAGCAAUUCGACGAGUGGGUACGACCGGAAACAAUGUUAGCACCCAAAUAA
Cercopithifilaria johnstoni is the source of this 1512-nucleotide messenger RNA. The record is from the annotation of a GenBank genome assembly. Lineage: Eukaryota; Metazoa; Nematoda; Chromadorea; Rhabditida; Onchocercidae.